UUUGACAAUUACCAAUAGUGUCCAGUGUCUUUAACCGCUAUAAAUUGUUUUCAAUGCCACUUUCCUCAUUCUUAUUAAACCUGAAAGAGAAUACAUUUUUGUAUAUGACAUUACGUUCGGUGAACACCGAUCUUCUACAACGUGGACAGUAAAUUGAUAUAACGGGCUGUCUACACGCUCUGCUGCUGCUCAGAGCUGCUUUCUCAUGCAUAUUCAAAUAACGCGCUCGUGCUUUACCCAACGAAAAUACAUUUCGUUUUCGACGACGGAUUUGUUCUGCGAUGCGACGACGUUGUCGUAGCUUGGGGGACGACCGUCCUCUUAAAGCCGACGCACGUGCAGAUGGCGCCAAAUGUCUAUCAUUACAGACAUUCACACUCACAGAAACAUCCUUCGUCCAAAACGUAAACUCCCUAUUACAUUGGAAGAGAACAAUGACACGUAAUAGUGGUCUGUCACCUAGCCCACAAUCGCAUUGGUCCUUGGUUAUCUGCCGGUGUUGUACCCUUUGGAGAUCUUAAUUCCUUGAGAAGAAUAAGAAGCUGUCGUUGAUUACUGAACCAUAUCGUUUGUGCUACCAGAAGCACUUUGAUGUUACUUUCCCACCAUUGCGAGUAGGACAGGAUACGUGUGUGGCCGCCUUGUAUAAAGAAGAACCAUGGAGUCCAGGCUGCUAGCAGGGAGACCCUCACGGGGAAUCCAGUCCUCUUGGCGUAAGCAUGGGACCACUACCCCGAAAACCGGCUAUCUCUUCAAAGCUUCAAAGCAAAGACUGACAAGGUGCUAUUCCCUUCUCAUUAUUUACGGACUUUUUGUUGCAAUCUUAUCAUUAGUGACGCUGUACCCAAACGUUGUUGUUGCUACCAGAUCUUCAUAUGAGAUGAGGAAUAGCAGAAGAAAUACUAUGGGAAUACUAGUAGGAGUUAAUACUACUUCAAGGUCUCCAUUACAUGCUACCACAACGCUACGUGCUGUCGCCGAUAACGCCACUAUCGUAAAGAUAAACACAACUCCAAUUGUUUCGAGUCCGAAAGUUAUAAACCCUCAUCCUUUCCGAUUCAUAAUCGCAAAUGAAGACGCUUGCUCCGGGGAGAACACUGAUGUGUUCUUAGCGGUGUUGGUGAAGUGCCGGGUAGGGGAGACUUUCGACCGGGAACAAAUUCGACGAACCUGGGGCGGUGUUCAGGUGGUGCUCGGUCGAAAGAUUCGAACAAUGUUCUUAACGGGUAAGACGAAUGAACAUCCAAAGGACAAACUUUUAAAAGCUGAAGAUGAGAAAUAUCAUGAUAUAAUACAGGAGGACUUUAUGGACUCGUACUUCAACUUGACAUACAAGACUCUAAUGGGAUGGAGGUGGAUGUCAACCUUCUGCCCGGCAGCAAGUUACGCUGUGAGUAUAGACGCUGAUAUGAUAUUAAACCCCCGGAAUCUAAUCUUGAGGUUAGAGACAUCUCCAAGGAAACUAUUCUCCGAGGGGAAUUGGAGGGAAAAUGUCCCCCCGAUUCGGGGUAGGUCCUCAAAGUGGUUCAUCCCGAAGUCGCUAUACCCUAAGAAAAUGUUCCCACCUUUCUUAAACGGGGGCUGUUAUGUCAUGUCGACUGAUGUAGCAAUGCGACUGUAUGAAACAUCGUUCAGGGUGCCAUUUUUCAAGCUGGAUGACGUUUAUAUGGGAAUGGUUAUGGCCGCCAUGGAUUUCUCUGCAAACUUCUCAGGUUUGUACCAACAGUAUACUUCGGUUGAGAUUGGGUUGAAACGAGGGAUUGCUGUGGGGGCGUCCCAUGCCAAAUCGAUCAACAAGCAGUACUUGGCUUUGUGGGAAACGAUUGUUGGAUCUGAGCUUAAAAAGGACAAGGACCAUAAGCGGAAUGAGAAGGAAGAAGACAGUGGCAAGAAAGAAAAUGAGAAAAUUGAGACAGAGAAAGAGACACAAGAGACGAAAGACUGAUUAGCCACGGAUGACCGUGAUCUUGGCUACUAUGUGUUACCUCUUAUUCGCUCCUGCCGUGUAGCGAGCCAAGGCUCCGGGUAAACCUUGUCGUUUCUGCUACGUUUCUGGUAAUCACAACUAUUUUGCUGAAGGGAUCACUUUAAAACUGAGGCUGGAAAACAGACUGAACAAUGUGAACAGUUUUCGUAUCCCACCACUAUUUUAUUCGUUAUGAAAUAAUGAAAUGAAAAUUCCUUUUUGUAAA
Messenger RNA from Asterias rubens (European starfish), 2192 nucleotides. RefSeq names its product beta-1,3-galactosyltransferase 1-like. Gene Ontology annotation, cellular component: membrane. The record is from RefSeq and is a predicted model, not a curated record. Gene Ontology annotation, molecular function: hexosyltransferase activity. Bases 659 to 1945 code for a protein of 428 amino acids. The transcript has a single exon. NCBI's taxonomy places the organism in Eukaryota, Metazoa, Echinodermata, Asteroidea, Forcipulatida, Asteriidae.